Molecule: messenger RNA, 1709 nt
Organism: Leopardus geoffroyi (Geoffroy's cat)
Lineage: Eukaryota; Metazoa; Chordata; Mammalia; Carnivora; Felidae
Biological process (GO): proteolysis
Molecular function (GO): aspartic-type endopeptidase activity
Source: RefSeq, a predicted model, not a curated record
AUGGCGGCCGCCGCCCUGGGCCUCAGGCCGGACCCCUCCUUCCUGCGGGCUGCGACAGGCGCGUGCCCGAGCUACGGGUCGCCGGCGAGGUCCCUAGAGGACCGCUCGCGCCCCGGAUGGCGAAUGCUGGAGGAAACCCGCGGGCCCUCGCCCACCACAGCUCCGAAGCGCCAGACGCUGCCGAAGGUCGACACAGGAGCACAACAUUCGGUCUUGAUCAGACCCCAUGGAAAAAUUUCUGAAAAAUCUUCCUGGGUCCAAGGGGCUACCGGAAUAAAAAAAUAUCCCUGGACCACCCAAAGGACUGUGGACCUAGGAAAUGGAAAGGUCACCCAUUCCAUCCUAGUCAUCCCCGACAGCCCAUGCCCCUUAUUAGGAAGAGACUUACUCACUAAAAUGGGGGCCCAGAUUCAUUUUACGCCAGGGGGCCCCCAAGUGACUGGCCCUCACAAUCAACCCAUGACCGUACUUACUCUAAGAUUAGAAGAUGAAUAUCAACUCCAUCAGGAGCCACCCUCACAAAGUCAAAACAUAGAGCCCUGGCUCCAGCAGUUCCCAGAAGCAUGGGCUGAAACGGGUAAACAUCGCCUGGCUCUAUUCAUAGAGUUGAAACUGGGGGCAGAUCCAGUUCGGGUCCGACAGUACCCGAUGUCAAUGGAGGCCAGAAGUGGCAUCACGCCACAUAUCCAUCGCCUCCUAGACUUAGGCAUCUUGCGUCCCUGCCAUUCAGCCUGGAACACCCCCCUGCUGCCUGUACGAAAACCUAACAGUGCGGACUACCAUCCAGUACAAGAUCUAAGAGAAGUUAACCGCCGAGUCAUGGACAUACACCCAACAGUGCCCAACCCCUAUACCCUCCUAAGUGCCCUCAGCCCAGAAAGACAAUGGUAUACUGUCCUUGAUUUAAAAGAUGCUUUUUUCAGCCUGCCUCUGGCCCCCAAAAGCCAAGAGCUCUUCGCCUUCGAGUGGUCCGACCCUGAGAGGGGCAUAAAUGGGCAACUCACCUGGACCCGGCUCCCCCAAGGAUUUAAAAACUCACCCACCUUGUUCGAUGAGGCACUUCACGAGGAUCUGGGUCCGAGGUAACCUACUUGGGGUACCUGUUAAGAGAAGGCCAGCGGUGGCUCACUGAUGCACGGAAGGAAACCGUCCUCCGCAUCCCCCGACCCACAACACGAAGGCAGGUGAGAGAAUUCCUGGGAUCGGCCGGGUUCUGCCACUUGUGGAUACCUCGGUUCGCCGAGAUGGCUAAGCCUCUUUACCUGGUCACCCAAGAACAGGCGCCCUUCGAGUGGACAGAGGAAACUGAGCAGGCUUUCCAACAAAUUAAACUCGCCCUGUUGUCAGCGCCAGCCUUAGGGCUCCCCGAUGUCUCCAAACCCUUUCAUCUCUUCGUAGAUGAAAACAAGGGGGUAGCCAAAGCAGUGCUGACGCAACUCCUUGGUCCAUGGCCCAGGCCCAUUGCCUAUCUUUCAAAAAGACUAGACCCAGUAGCGGCUGGCUGGCCCCCUUGCCUCCGUAUGAUCGCUGCUACAGCUCUAAUGGUAAAGGAUGCUGAUAAGUUAACUAUGGGACAGGAGUUACAUGUUACAACCCCUCAUGCCAUCGAGGGAGUCCUCAAACAACCUCCUGACCGAUGGAUAAGUAACACCCGACUGGUUCACUACCAGGGACUAUUAUUAAAUCCCCUCAGAAUCAUUUAGGCUCCC